This is a messenger RNA of Vicia villosa (hairy vetch), 1792 nucleotides long. RefSeq names its product zinc finger BED domain-containing protein RICESLEEPER 2-like. Lineage: Eukaryota; Viridiplantae; Streptophyta; Magnoliopsida; Fabales; Fabaceae. The coding region runs from base 98 to 1792 and encodes 564 amino acids. The transcript is spliced from 4 exons. Gene Ontology annotation, molecular function: DNA binding. The record is from RefSeq and is a predicted model, not a curated record.
ACUCAGAAUUUUCAAUUGUACUGAAUUACUUUUAUUGAUAUGCAGUGUUGUGUAAUGAGUCAGUAACUUUUUUUGUUAUAUGCAAGGAGUUUGAGAUAUGCAAGGAGUGCGAGAUAUGCAAGGAGUUCAUGAAAAUACGCAAAAUAACGUUAUGGAACAAGAACCUCCAGCAGCAACCACACCAGCAGCAACAACACCCAUUGAGGUCUGCACAAAUCAGCCUCCUAUUGGCCGGAAGAGAAGAAGAGCUAAUGCAAAUGCUAUUAGAAAGAGGUCUGAGGUAUGGGACCAUUUUAACCUUAUUCCCAAUAGUGAUCCCGCUACUGCGGCAUGUAAGUACUGCCAUCAAAAGUAUAUGUGUGACUCUAAGAAACACGGAACGUCAAAUUUAAAGAGUCACAUGAAAACAUGUCCUAAGUAUCCGUUGAACCUUUCAACCGACCCUACCCAAACCGUAUUGACAUAUUCAACAAUUCCGGGAGUUGGGUUGGUUCCAACAUCUUCUAGGUUUGAUCCUGUAGGUUGUAGAAAGGGGUUGGCUUACUUUAUCAUUUUAGAUGAGAAACCCUUUAGAACAGUUGAAGGAGAGGGAUUCAAGUACUUUUGUUACCAAAUGCAACCCCAAUUUACAAUACCCUCAAGAAGAACCAUAGCUAGGGAUUGUUUUCAGAUAUAUCUUGAUGAGAAAGUGAGGUUAAAAGCAUUAUUUGGUUCUGAUUGUAGUAGGGUGGCAAUUACAACAGAUUGUUGGACUUCCGUUCAAAAUCUAAACUACCUGACCCUCACCGCUCAUUUUAUAGAUAGGGAUUGGCAAUACCAAAAAAGGAUAAUCAGCUUUGCGAUUAUCCCAAAUCACCGAGGUAAAACAGUUGGUAAGAAGGUUGAGGAUGUGCUGAAGGAGUGGGGGCUGAGAAACGUUUCAACUAUCACGGUAGAUAAUGCGGCAUCAAAUGAUGUUGCUGUUAAGUAUUUAGAGCAGAAGAUAAGAAACAUGAAUGGACUUUUUAUGGAUGGAUUUGGAUUUCACAUGAGGUGCUGUGCACAUAUACUGAAUUUGGUCGUGAGAGAUGGAUUAAAAGUAGCCAGCACCUUAAUUUCAAGUGUUCGAAAUGCGAUAAGGUAUGUGAGAUCUUCACCCCAUAGAGCGUUAAAGUUCAAUGAAUGUGUGGGUUAUGCCAAUAUUACAUGCAAGAAGUCGGUAUGUCUUGAUAUUUCAACUCGUUGGAACUCGACGUAUUUGAUGUUAGAUGCAGCUGAGAAGUAUGAAACAGCUUUUGAUAAGCUAGAAGAUGAGGUUGAGGAUUAUAGGGAUUUCUUUGAAGCUUUCCCUUUCUUGGCUGGAAUUUACGUUGAGCUUAAGUCCUUAAACUUGGACCUAAAUGGGCUGUUUGCUAGUGUGGCUAAGGAAAUGUUGGAUAAAUUUAAGAAAUAUUGGAUUGAUAUCACUAAGAUGAACCAACUCCUCUAUUUGGGUGUUAUUUUUGAUCCCCGGUAUAAGUUACGAUUUGUGGACUGGUGCUUUACUGAUAUGUAUGGACCACUUUCAGAAACUAAGAAAUCUUUGUUAGAAGAGAUCAAUAACAAUCUCUCAAAAAUCUUCAUGGUUUACAAACAAGCCUAUGACAAUGUCGAAGGACCUGUCCCAGCUAUGGCAGCCACUGUUUCUAUUGGUGAAACUGCUGCCAACAUCGAAGUACCGGCACAUGUAGCUAGACAGAAUGCUUUUCAGCAACAUUUGAAGUCUAUGGAUUCGGUUGAAGAAAGAAUACCCAGUUCUGUCCCAAAUUGUUAG